Messenger RNA from Symbiodinium natans, 1113 nucleotides. NCBI's taxonomy places the organism in Eukaryota, Dinophyceae, Suessiales, Symbiodiniaceae. The record is from the annotation of a GenBank genome assembly.
AUGGAGCAGUCCGCCGGAACGGAGUGGCUCCGCGUUGGAAGCAUGUUUUCCGCGCUGGAGCUGGCCUUCGGCAUCACCUUCACCGUCGAGGUCUGCGUGCGCCUCUUCGCCGAAGGGCUCGGCUUCUGGAAGGAGUUCUGGAACUGGCUGGACUUCAUCAUCAUCGCCGUCUGGCUGCUUGAGAAGCUGGUGACGACCCUCCCCCUCAACAGCCAGAUCCUGCGCCUGGGGCGCAUCUUCCGGCUGCUCCGGCUUCUGCGGCUGGUUCGCAGCAUCCAGGAGUUCGACCCUCUCUUCCUGAUGACCACGGCCAUCAAGAGCAGCAUCACGGUGCUGGGGUGGACCAUGGCCCUUCUCUUCAUCUGCCAUCUCCUCCUGGCUCUGGUGGUGCAGCAGAUCUUGUUCGGCUACUACUUCACCGCGGACGCGGAGAACCAGGAGGCCCAGCAACGCGUCUUCACGUACUUUGGGACCUUCAGCCGCUCUUUCUUGUCACUCUUCGAGCUAACCCUGGCCAAUUGGAUUCCAGUCUGCCGGCUGCUUGUGGAAGAGGUCGGCGAGUGGUGGUUGAUUCCCUGCCUCCUCCACAAGCUGACGGUGGGCUUUGCCGUGCUUGGUGUGAUCAACGCGGUUCUGAUGCAGGAGACUUUCAAGGUCGCCUACCUGGAUGACACCGUCAUGGUGCGCGAGAAGAUGCGGACGAUGAAGGCGCACGUGGCGAAGAUGUCCGAGCUCUUCCACGAAGCGGAUACUUCCGGAGAUGGCACGCUGGACUUGAACGAGUUCAAGCGCAUCCUCAAGAAGCAUGAAGUCAAGGUGUGGCUCUCGGCCAUGGAGCUCGACGUUUCCGAUGCGGAGGAGCUCUUUAAGGCGCUCGACACCAGUGGGGAUGGGCGGCUCUCUGCAGACGAGCUUGUGAACGGCGUGUCUCGGCUGCGGGGAGCCGGCAGGGCGCAGGAGGUCCGGAAGAUCCUGGAGACGAGCGAGCACGUCAAGCGGAUGCUGGCAGACAUGUCACGACAACCCAGUAUGGUUUCCAGGAGCUUCCGAUCCGAAGCGAGUGCUCCGACGGAUCCACGAGGUGCCGAUCGGCUCACCACCGUCAGCUACUGA